UAUCAUUUCAGUUCUGAAACUCCGAGUGCGGUAAGAUCGAUGUUUGAGAUAGAUGAAAAAACUGGUGGAAUAUUUCUCACCAGAAACUUUUCAUUCGGAGAACGAAAGACCUAUAAAUUAUUUAUUGAGGCAACAGAUCAAGGUAACCCGCCAAUGAGUUCUGAUGCACUCGUCUUGGUGAACAUAAUCAACCAACAUAACACAGCGCCAUCUUUAGACGUAAAAUUCGUUUCGGGUUCCAAGGAAAAUACGGCCGCCAUUUCGGAAGGAGUGAAAGUAGGCAGUUUUAUAGCCUACGUCAAAGUCCUUGACAACGAUGUUGGAAUGAACAGCGAGGUUAGCUGUGAACUCCACCAUGAUAAACUGCAAUUACUCAGUUUAGGAAGGAAGAAAUAUAAAGUUAUUGUGAAAAAUCGGAUCGAUCGAGAAACUGAGAGCUUCAUAGAUUUUACGAUCGUCUGCAAAGACGAAGGUUCGCCUCCACAGAGAACAGAGGGUAAGUUUUCGGUACAGGUACUGGAUGUUAAUGACAUACAGCCUCAGUUUACUAAAGAUACAUAUAAAUUUCUAACAUACGAAAAUGAAGAUCCGAAUUUCCCUAUAGGCUUCAUAAAUGCCACAGAUCUUGAUCUGGGAGACGGAGGUCAACUGAUUUAUUCGCUCUUGGCCGAAGAUUAUAGUUUCCUUCCAUUUGAGAUAUCCAAUUUUGGAUUUAUUUCUACAACCAAACCGCUAGACUUUGAACAGCAAGAUGUUUACAAAUUCAAGGUAUUUGUAAGAGACAAUGGAACGCCAUCGCUAAACAAUACAGCACAUGUAAUUGUUGAAGUAAUGGAUGAGAACGACAAUGCUCCAUAUUUUACGUUCCCCAGCGUGAAUCCAUUCAGUUUGGACGUCUACUAUAACCCACAAAGUGAAAAUGAUAUCACAGUUCUUAGGUCUUCGGACAGAGACAGUCAUGUCAAUGCUUUCCUCCGGUACGAGAUUCUAGGAGGCAACCAUAAGCAAUUAUUCACGGUGAAUCCUUAUACGGGAGUUCUAUCUUUCUCUCGAACCGUCUACCAGAACGAUGCAGGUUCGUACGAGUUAAGUUUUAUCGUCAAAGACAGCGGAAGUCCAAUUCUGUCUGCAACGACGACGCUUUCUUUAACACUGACUGUCAGUAACACAACCUCAAAGAUGUAUUCAGCAGAGGACACAGAAUCGGAUAACCGAAUUCAUAUUAAUUUAAUGAUAAUAAUCGUUAUGUCCACAGUAAUAGUGGCGGUAGCUGUUGUCGUCUCUAUCACCGUUUGUAUUGUGCGAAGGAACAAUCAACGGAACGAACAAUACAACGAUGGUAUAGAUUCAUCCAAUAGGUUUUUAGGCGAGAGCAAACAGGGGGAUUAUAUUUGUGAACAAAUGUCUCUUCAGUACGAGGCUUCUGUUACCAUGACGAGCGUCGAUGACAACAAAAGUUCUCAGGCCUCUCUGCCUAGACUAGAAACUCACUCUGGAUAUAAAACAAGACAGAACUGGAGAGAUUCUUCAGCCAAAGUCGAUUCAAGGGAUCUAACACAAGGGACGCGGCAGAACUACACUGGAAUCAAUUGUACAUGGAACUUUUCGCAAGACUUUCAUUUUAUUCGCUGCUAAACGAAGCGUGACCAUGAAAUAUCUGAAACAUAAAGCGAGAAAAACAAAACAAUAAUCAAAAU
Octopus sinensis (East Asian common octopus) is the source of this 1697-nucleotide messenger RNA. Its product is annotated as protocadherin-18-like. Bases 40 to 1635 code for a protein of 531 amino acids. The transcript is spliced from 2 exons. The record is from RefSeq and is a predicted model, not a curated record. Lineage: Eukaryota; Metazoa; Mollusca; Cephalopoda; Octopoda; Octopodidae. Gene Ontology annotation, molecular function: calcium ion binding. Gene Ontology annotation, cellular component: plasma membrane. Gene Ontology annotation, biological process: homophilic cell-cell adhesion.